AUGAUCCGAAUCUUUCCGGAUUUCAGCGUGCAGGUGACGGCCGCGGCAGCCGGCGGGGCGGCCGCGGGGGUGCCGGCCGGCGCGGGCAUGGGGAGGGCCGGCGCCGCGGCCAACGGCACCCCGCAGAACGUCCAGGGCAUCACCUCCUACCAGCAGCGAAUAACUGCCCAGCAUCCUCUGCCCAACCAAUCAGAAUGUAGGAAAAUCUACAGAUAUGACGGAAUCUACUGUGAAUCUACCUACCAGAAUUUACAAGCAUUGAGAAAGGAGAAGUCCCGGGAUGCUGCUCGCUCCCGCCGGGGAAAAGAAAACUUUGAGUUCUAUGAAUUGGCCAAGUUGUUGCCUCUUCCUGCAGCCAUCACUAGCCAGCUUGACAAGGCCUCCAUCAUUCGACUUACAAUUAGCUAUCUGAAAAUGAGAGACUUUGCUAACCAGGGGGACCCUCCAUGGAACUUGCGAAUGGAAGGCCCUCCACCUAACACGUCAGUAAAAGGGAUACAAAUGUGGAAAUCUGAACUCUGCAUGAGAAAGACACCAUGUGAAGUUAUAGGUGCACAGCGAAGGAGAAGCCCCAGUGCACUGGCCAUUGAAGUAUUUGAAGCACAUUUGGGAAGUCACAUUUUGCAGUCCCUGGAUGGCUUUGUAUUUGCACUAAAUCAAGAAGGAAAAUUUUUGUACAUUUCUGAAACAGUCUCCAUCUACCUAGGCCUCUCGCAAGUGGAGCUGACAGGCAGCAGCGUCUUUGACUAUGUCCACCCCGGGGACCACGUGGAGAUGGCAGAGCAGCUGGGCAUGAAGCUCCCGCCCGGGCGGGGUCUCCUCUCGCAGGGCACCGCUGAAGACGCAGCCAGCUCAGCAUCUUCCUCCUCCCAGUCAGAAACCCCAGAGCCAGUGGAAUCAACCAGCCCCAGUCUGCUAACCACUGACAACACCCUUGAGCGUUCGUUUUUCAUCCGAAUGAAAUCUACUCUGACCAAACGUGGCGUGCACAUCAAAUCAUCAGGAUAUAAGGUGAUUCACAUAACGGGCCGGCUACGACUAAGGGUUUCGCUGUCCCACGGGAGGACCGUCCCCAGCCAAAUCAUGGGUCUCGUGGUUGUGGCUCAUGCCUUGCCUCCCCCUACGAUCAAUGAAGUCAGAAUUGACUGCCAUAUGUUCGUCACUCGAGUAAAUAUGGACCUCAAUAUCAUUUACUGUGAAAAUAGGAUUAGUGAUUAUAUGGAUCUGACUCCUGUAGACAUUGUAGGGAAAAGAUGCUACCACUUCAUCCAUGCUGAAGAUGUCGAGGGCAUCAGGCACAGUCAUCUGGACUUGCUGAAUAAGGGCCAGUGUGUGACAAAGUACUAUCGUUGGAUGCAGAAGAAUGGAGGAUAUAUUUGGAUACAGUCUAGUGCCACAAUAGCUAUUAACGCCAAGAACGCAAAUGAGAAGAACAUCAUCUGGGUGAAUUAUCUUCUGAGCAACCCCGAGUACAAGGACACGCCAAUGGACAUCGCACAGCUUCCCCACCUGCCGGAGAAAACUUCGGAAUCCUCAGAGACCUCCGACUCUGAGUCAGACUCUAAAGACACCUCAGGUAUUACAGAGGACAAUGAGAACUCCAAGUCCGACGAGAAGGGGAACCAGUCCGAGAACAGCGAAGACCCGGAGCCCGACCGCAAGAAGUCGGGCAACACGUGCGACAACGACAUGAACUGCAACGACGACGGCCACAACAGCUCCAGCAACCCGGACAGCCGCGACAGCGACGACAGCUUCGAGCACUCGGACUUUGAGAACCCCAAGGCGGCCGAGGACGGCGGCGGCUUCGGCGCGCUGGGCCCCAUGCAGAUCAAGGUCGAGCGCUACGUGGAGAGCGAGUCGGACCUGCGGCUGCAGAACUGCGAGUCGCUGUCUUCGGACAGCGCCAAAGACUCGGACAGCGCGGGCGAGGCGGGCGCGCAGGCCUCCAGCAAGCACCAGAAGCGCAAGAAGAGGCGGAAACGGCAGAAGGGCGGCAGCGCCAGCCGCCGGCGCCUGUCCAGCGCGUCGAGCCCCGGCGGCCUGGACGCGGGCCUGGUGGAGCCCCCGCGGCUGCUGUCCUCCCCCAACAGUGCCUCGGUGCUCAAGAUCAAGACGGAGAUCUCGGAACCCAUCAACUUCGACAACGACAGCAGCAUCUGGAACUACCCGCCCAACCGGGAGAUCUCCCGGAACGAGUCGCCCUACAGCAUGACCAAGCCCCCCAGCUCCGAGCACUUCCCGUCCCCGCCGGGCGGCGCAGGCGGCGGGGGGCUGCACGUGGCCAUCCCCGACUCGGUCCUCACUCCGCCCGGUGCCGACGGCACGGCCGCCGCCGCCGCCGCCCGCAAGACUCAGUUCGGCACCUCGGCCCCCGCGGCCUUGGCCCCCGUCGCCUCCGACCCGCUGUCGCCCCCGCUCUCGGCGUCCCCGCGGGACAAGCACCCCGGGGGCGGAAGCGGCGGCGGCGGCGGCGGCGGCGGCGGCGGGAGCGGCCCCGGAGCGUCCAACUCCUUGCUGUACACUGGGGACCUGGAGGCGCUGCAGAGGUUGCAGGCGGGCAACGUCGUGCUGCCGCUGGUGCACAGGGUGACCGGGACGCUGGCGGCCACCAGCACGGCCGCGCAGAGGGUCUACACCACGGGCACCAUCCGCUACGCGCCCGCCGAGGUGACCCUGGCCAUGCAGGGCAACCUGCUGCCCAACGCGCACGCUGUUAACUUCGUGGACGUUAACAGCCCGGGCUUCGGCCUUGACCCCAAGACGCCCAUGGAGAUGCUCUACCACCACGUGCACCGGCUCAACAUGUCGGGACCGUUUGGCGGCGCCGUGAGCGCGGCCAGCCUGACGCAGAUGCCCGCCGGCAACGUGUUCACCACGGCCGAGGGACUCUUCUCCACGCUGCCCUUCCCCGUCUACAGCAACGGCAUCCACGCGGCACAGACUCUGGAGCGCAAGGAGGACUGAGC
Molecule: messenger RNA, 2969 nt
Organism: Physeter macrocephalus (sperm whale)
Lineage: Eukaryota; Metazoa; Chordata; Mammalia; Artiodactyla; Physeteridae
Gene: NPAS3
Product: neuronal PAS domain protein 3
Exons: 13
Coding region: 1-2967 (988 amino acids)
Biological process (GO): regulation of transcription by RNA polymerase II
Molecular function (GO): DNA-binding transcription factor activity, RNA polymerase II-specific; protein dimerization activity; RNA polymerase II transcription regulatory region sequence-specific DNA binding
Source: RefSeq, a predicted model, not a curated record